Messenger RNA from Armigeres subalbatus, 5670 nucleotides. It is a transcript of the gene MRP, whose product is annotated as multidrug resistance-associated protein 1. Gene Ontology annotation, molecular function: ATP hydrolysis activity; ATP binding; ABC-type transporter activity. The coding region runs from base 196 to 4758 and encodes 1520 amino acids. Gene Ontology annotation, cellular component: membrane. The transcript is spliced from 14 exons. The record is from RefSeq and is a predicted model, not a curated record. Lineage: Eukaryota; Metazoa; Arthropoda; Insecta; Diptera; Culicidae. Gene Ontology annotation, biological process: transmembrane transport.
UACUUUUACGAUGUGGACCAAACAACCAGCGUAAUUGUGGUGACGUCACUGUUGUAUUGUAAACAAACCGAAUCCUCAGCCGAAUGAACGUUGAGAUUGGUGUUGUCGCACACUUGUUGCUCCCAGCCCGAAAAAACCCGAGUGGCACUCACUCGUCGCUCUGCCGAAAGUGACACAACGCAAUCGAAAGCAGAAAUGGAUGCCCAUCCGAUGGACGAUUUUUGCGGUUCCAGAUUUUGGGACCUGAACCUAACUUGGCAUACGGAAGAUCCUGACUUGACGCCAUGUUUCCAGCAGACGGUGCUUGUGUGGACGCCUUGUGCAUUCCUCUGGUUCUUUUCCCUUAUUGAGCUUUACUAUUUCCGAAACAGCCGGAAUCGCAAUGUGCCCUGGAGUACAUUGAAUAUCACUAAACUUGCUGUCGUUAGUACAUUGAUUGCGCUAACCGUUGUUGAUCUUAUCAAGGCGAUCUCAACGGACGGACCGGUGGCGCCGGUCUACUUUUACACUCCAGUGAUAAAAAUCGCUACUUUUGCUUAUGCAGCAGGUCUCAUAUACUUGAACAAGUUGUAUGGAAUGCGAACAUCCGGACUGAUGUUCCUCUUUUGGGGUCUACUUGUCAUCUGCAGUAUUCCACGUUGCCGAACAGAAGCUCGUGCCCACCAGGCUCGACAGGAAGUAGAUUCCUGGGCAGAAUAUCAUUUUAUUAGUUUCGUCAUUUUCUUCGUUGGUUCGUGCCUGAUGUUCCUUCUGAACUUCAUCAUCGACAAACCACCGCAACAGGCGAAGUACGAAAUAACGGACAAGGAUUGCCCGGAGCUAUCGGCCACUUUUCCGUCGCGGCUGGUCUUCGGAUGGUUCGAUAAGCUGGCAUGGACCGGGUUCAAGAAACCUCUGGUGAACGAAGAUCUGUGGAACAUGAAACCGGAGGAUGCUUCCAAGGAGGUGUCGCCAUUGUUCAUGAAAUAUUGGAACGAAACUCUGGCGAAAACUUACAACGUUCGAGACGUUAACGAUGUUACCAGCACCGCAACCUUCAAGAAGCAAACUGCCCGUGUAGAUUUUAAAACGAUCAAAACCAAGAAAAUUGCGUCAAUUCUACCAGCUCUCAUAAAAGCGUUUGGGCCAACGUUUGCAUUCGGAUCGUUCUUGAAACUAGGGCAAGAUGUUCUAACUUUUGCAUCACCGCAAAUUUUGAGGCUUAUUAUAAAUUUCGUCGGAAGUGAUGAACCCCUGUGGAAAGGCAUCUUCUAUGCACUUUUAUUGUUUGUCGUAGCCGGAACGCAAACCCUAUUCUUGGCCCAAUAUUUUAACCGGAUGUUCUUCGUUGGAUUGCGUAUUCGUACAGCUCUGAUCAGCGCCAUCUACAGAAAGGCCUUAAUCAUCUCUAACAGCGCCCGUAAGGGUUCGACUGUGGGGGAAAUAGUCAAUCUGAUGGCCGUAGAUGCCCAGAGAUUUAUGGAUUUGACCACGUAUAUCAACAUGCUGUGGAGUGCUCCGCUGCAGAUUGCUUUGGCGCUGUUUUUCCUGUGGGAAAUUUUGGGACCUUCGGUGCUAGCUGGUCUAGCGGUGAUGAUUAUCCUGAUUCCCGUGAAUGGCGUCAUCGCCAAUAAAAUCAAAACGCUACAAAUCAAGCAAAUGAAGAACAAAGAUGAGCGAGUCAAACUGAUGAACGAAGUGCUUAGCGGAAUCAAGGUCCUGAAACUUUACGCCUGGGAACCAAGUUUUGAACAGCAAAUUCUGCGGAUUCGCGACAAAGAAGUUAAGGUGCUUAAGUCGGCUGCCUAUCUGAAUGCUGGAACAUCAUUUAUUUGGUCGUGUGCCCCUUUCCUGGUUUCACUUAUCACCUUCGCUGUGUAUGUCCUGUCCGACGAAAAAAAUGUGUUGACCCCCGUGAAAGCAUUCGUGUGCCUCACAUUGUUCGAUAUCCUAAAACUUCCCCUGGUGCUCCUACCCAUGUUGAUCGUCUACAUGGUAGAGACCAGCGUGUCCGUGAAGCGUAUCAACAAAUUCCUUAACCAGGAAGAACUCAACCCGGACAAUGUAACCCACGACCCAAAAGAAUCUUGCCCUCUGGUUAUUGAAGAUGGCGUGUUCUCAUGGGGCGAGGACGAAACCACUCUACGCAACAUCAACAUCAAGGUGCAGAAGAACGAACUGGCUGCCAUCGUUGGUACAGUCGGAUCCGGCAAGAGCUCUGUGCUGUCCGCGUUCCUGGGUGAGAUGGAUAAAAUUUCCGGCCGAGUCAAUACGAUAGGGAAGAUUGCCUACGUCAGCCAGCAAGCGUGGAUCCAGAAUGCCACACUGCAGGACAAUAUUAUCUUCGGUAAGGCCUUGGAUACCAAACUGUACAACAAGGUGAUAGCUGCCUGUGCGCUGAAGCCGGAUAUCGAAAUGCUACCCGGCGGAGAUCAGACAGAAAUCGGAGAGAAGGGCAUUAACUUGUCAGGAGGGCAGAAGCAACGUGUUUCGUUGGCCCGAGCAGUUUACAGUGAUGCGGAUGUAUACUUUUUGGAUGACCCGCUAAGUGCAGUAGAUUCUCACGUCGGAAAGCAUAUUUUCGAACAGGUCAUCGGAGAAAACGGACUGCUGGCGAAGAAAACUCGAGUACUGGUGACGCAUGGUAUUACGUAUUUACCGAACACAAAUGUCAUCUAUGUCAUGAAGGAUGGCGAAAUAUCUGAGUCUGGUUCGUACCAGGAGUUGAUGGAGAAGAAGGGAGCGUUUGCAGAUUUCCUAAUCCAGCAUCUACAGGACGUGAAUGAGGAAGAAGAGGAUAUCGAUGAGAUCAAGGCGCAGCUGGAAUCGAACGUUAGCAGCGAAGAACUUAAGCAUAAGUUUGAACGUGCCAUCAGUAAACGAUCGAGAAGUGGCAGUACGUCGUCGGAAAAUGAGUCGUUUUCGCGGAAAAAUUCCGACAUCAGCGGCAGCCAGAGUAGUCUGAGGCGAAGAACCCCAGAGAAGAAGGUACCCGAAGAGCCACAGAAAAAUAAACUCAUUGAACAGGAAAAAUCUGAAACCGGAAGUGUAAAAUGGGAAGUCUACAAACACUACCUGAAAAGCAUUGGAUUAACGCUCUCGGUAGCCACCGUAUUCCUGAAUAUGAUAUUCCAAGGUUUUUCGAUUGGGUCCAAUCUAUGGCUAUCAAAGUGGUCUACGGACGAAUCAGCAGAAAAUGAUACCAGCGUUCGGGACAUGUAUUUGGGAGUUUACGGCGCCUUCGGUGCUGGACAAGUAUUUUCGGUACUUCUAUCCACGUUGGCCCUGUACAUUGGAGCGCUGAGCGCAUCCCGCAUCUUACAUAAGCAGUUGCUUCAGAAUGUCCUCCGGGCACCGUUAUCAACGUUUUUUGACGUGACACCGCUCGGCCGGGUGCUGAAUCGCUUCAGCAAGGACGUCGACACGACCGAUACCGACCUGCCAGCCACGCUCCGUGCCUGGAGUGCCUGCUUUUUUGGGGUGGUAGCCACUUUGGUAGUAAUCAGUAUCUCGACACCGAUUUUCGCCGCUGUUAUCGUACCGAUCGGUAUCCUCUACUACGCCGUGCAACGCUUUUAUGUAGCCACUUCACGGCAAUUGAAGCGCCUGGAAUCGGUGUCACGUUCGCCCAUUUAUUCCCAUUUUGGUGAAUCGAUCCAAGGAGCGCAAACCAUUCGGGCCUACAGCGUCCAAGACCGGUUUAUCGAUGAGUCGGAAUCGCGUGUGGACUUCAAUCAGGUAUGUUACUUCCCGAGCAUCAUCGCCAAUCGCUGGUUGGCCGUUCGGUUGGAGAUGGUCGGAAAUUUGAUCAUUCUGUUUGCGGCGGUAUUUGCUGUUCUGGGACGGGAAACGAUGAACCCAGGCUUAGUGGGUUUGUCCGUUUCGUAUGCGCUGCAGAUUACCCAAACUUUAAAUUGGUUAGUCCGCAUGACUUCGGAUGUCGAGACAAACAUCGUUGCUGUAGAGCGAAUUAAGGAGUAUGGAGAGACACAGCAGGAAGCCGCUUGGGAGCUUCCGAAUAGCAACUUGCCACGUGACUGGCCGGAACAGGGACGUGUCGAGUUCCAAGACUUCCAGGUGCGCUAUCGGGAAGGUCUCGAAUUGGUUCUUAAAGGUAUCUCAUUUGCUGUGGAAGGCGGAGAAAAGGUUGGCAUCGUUGGUCGAACCGGUGCCGGAAAGUCCAGCUUAACGUUGGCGCUGUUCCGAAUUAUUGAGUCAGCCGGUGGAAAGAUCGUGAUUGAUGGCCAGGACAUUUCCCAGCUCGGUUUGCAUGCUUUGAGAUCACGUUUGACGAUCAUUCCACAAGAUCCAGUUCUGUUUUCUGGAACUCUACGGAUCAAUCUUGAUCCGUUCAAUAUUCAUAAGGACGACGACGUUUGGAAAGCGUUGGAGCACGCUCAUCUGAAAUCGUUUGUUAAAGGUUUGACGGCUGGUAUCAACCAUGAGGUGAGUGAAGGUGGAGAAAAUUUAUCUGUUGGUCAACGGCAGCUGAUUUGCCUCGCUCGAGCAUUGCUGCGCAAAACAAAAGUACUUAUUUUGGAUGAAGCUACUGCCGCAGUAGAUUUGGAAACUGACGAUCUUAUCCAGAGAACAAUCCGCACCGAAUUCAAGGACUGCACCGUCCUGACGAUAGCCCAUCGACUCAACACCAUCAUGGAUUCCGAUAAAGUAAUCGUACUAGAUAGGGGACAAAUUUCCGAGUUUGCUGCACCAAGUGAACUGCUUCAGAACAAAUCGUCGGCUUUCUACAGCAUGGCUAAGGAUGCCGGAUUAGUGUAAUUAUCUAUUGUUUCAUUUUGUCGGUUGACGAGUGUUUCUACUAACAGCCUAGAAGAUACGGUUUCACUUUCGUUCAUUACCAUUUUUGGUUACUAAUGAUUUUUUAUCGUCAUUCGUGUCGACCGAGAUCAUUUGUGCAUUUAUUUCACAGCAGUAAUCGGCUCAGCAUACUUCAAUAUCAUAAAUGUACUUAUCAAACGGGUAGUACUUUCAGUAUUCGAAAUUUUUUCGAAAAAUAGAAAACGAAUCUUUUGAAUCAGCUGCAAUACCGGUACAUCAUACUUAAUUUCACAUCUAAAACGUACACAUAGUUUACGUGCAUGAUAUUUUACUAUGUUAUACUUAAAAAGUGAUACUUAUAGUUACGAGCAACCAACAUCUCAAUGCCAAAAUAUGCAAACACAUUUAGCACUAAACUAAGUAACAGUAUACCACAUAGAACUCAUUUUGAAAGAUCAUUAGAAAAAGUUUACAAAAUGUGUUCAUUGCAGUUCAUAACAUUCGAUAUAUAAGAUAGCAUAGAACAUUCUGGUAAUAUUUCUUUCCCAUUCCACUAGCAGAAGACGUUCAAGAAUGAACAAAGAAAACCCUUGAAGACUCAAGAACAAAUUUAUUUCAUUUCGGCCACAUAACCAGCGUUGCGAAGAAAAGUUACUUAUUUACUUAUUCAAGAUCUUACAGUUUUUUUAGCAUCAUGGCAGAAAUGAGUUAGUAUCAGGGAUCAGAAUGUGCGUAGAAUCGUGCAUCACCUCGAACUGUACGAAACCAGGUACUAUUGUACGGUGACCCGUGUUUUGUAUUGUUUGUUUUCAAAGUGCCUUUGUCGAAGCAUUACUAUUAGGUUAUAAUAGAUGUGUAGUAACAUAAAAUGUCUCGUAUCAAGUUCAUACUUAAUAUAUUUGUUUGAUGGCA